Molecule: messenger RNA, 777 nt
Organism: Protopolystoma xenopodis
Lineage: Eukaryota; Metazoa; Platyhelminthes; Monogenea; Polystomatidea; Polystomatidae
Source: the annotation of a GenBank genome assembly
AUGCUAUUUUUUAUGCUGGCUCAAGCGAAUUUGGAUAGAAGUGGGGAAAGAAAGGGGACAAAUAAGUAUUAUCCUCCAGACUUUGACCCUAAGAUCCAUAAAACUCUCAGUCGUUAUCAUGGCAUUCAUCCACUACGAGACCGCGGCCAAAAGGCAUCUGAAGGCAUCAUAAAAAUAAGAUUUGAAAUGCCCUAUAACUGCUGGUGUUUGACUUGUAAAAACCCUAUUGGGAUGGGUGUCAGAUAUAAUGCCGAGAAAAUCCAAGUCGGGAUGUAUCAUUCCACUCCAAUCUUCAAAUUCAAGAUGCCGUGCCAUCUUUGCGCUGGGACUAUAGAAAUACAGACAGAUCCCCAGAAUUUUGAUUACGUGCUUAUUUCAGGCGCACGAAGGAAAGAUCAAAUAUGGGAAGCAGAAGAUAAUGAACAAAUUGUCAUGUCUGAUUUUCACGAGAAAAAAAAACUUGCAAUGGAUGCUAUGUACCAAGUUGAACAUUCUGUCAAGGAUAAAUCACAGGGGGACUUAGCUAAACCUGCUCUUGAACAGUUGGAGCUUGACAAAAAUGUUUUUAAAGAUGACUUUGCAGCAAAUCAGUUACUUCGUAAAAAAUUUCGAGAAGUAAAGAGGCUUGCCAAGGAAGAAUUAGCCAAAGACAAUGUUCUUCUGAACAAGCUUUCUCUCGUGGGCUCGCAUGUUAAGCUAUUGCCAGAGCAGGAAUCGGAUGAAGUUGGUGCCAAGCUAAUACGAUUAACACAUACCAAAUCAAGUAGACUCCAAUGA